This is a messenger RNA of Amblyraja radiata (thorny skate), 4157 nucleotides long. RefSeq lists its product as uncharacterized. Bases 25 to 3768 code for a protein of 1247 amino acids. The transcript is spliced from 22 exons. Gene Ontology annotation, molecular function: protein binding. The record is from RefSeq and is a predicted model, not a curated record. Lineage: Eukaryota; Metazoa; Chordata; Chondrichthyes; Rajiformes; Rajidae.
GAAGCAAAGUACGGACCAAGUCUAAUGACAGACAAGGAUAAUUUGUUGCAAAUAUAUAAAUCUUCACCAAAUCUCAGUAUUUCUGAUGACGCGAAGACAUUGAGAAUAUUGAGUUCUUUUCAGAACACCAUUAAGGAGAAUGAGUACCAGAGAGAUAAACUAAUUCUGGCUUCAUUGGAACCAACCCAAGAACAUAUACUUUCAAAAGAAAAAUCAGAACAUCUAAUGAAGGAGGUUACUCAAUUCCAAGACUCAGAAGAUUCUAAGCAAACUCUAAAUGUGGAUUUUCUAAAGGUUGAAACAAAGAUUGGAAAAAGUGAAACCCAGCAAAAAAAAGUUAAAGCUUAUAUGAAAAAGCCAUUACUUCCACGAAAGCUAGCUUAUAUUUCCCAAAAAUUUUCAAAGCAUCCAAAUAUUCUUACAAGGUCUGCAUCUUUGCCUACUUGUGUUCGUUUGCAUGUGAUUAGUGAAAGAUCAUCUCCACCAAUAAAACUCAAGCGAAGGUGCAGUCUUCCUUCCUUUAUUAACUUUGAAACUUUUGUAAAAACACAAGGAGGAAUCACUACAGGAGUUGCUGAUAGAGAAUGGGUCAGAAAUAUAUGGAACAUGUGGUUUGAUGAAGUCUUUCCACCAUUGAAAUCAUUGCGAGAAGCAGCUAUUGAUCAAAAAGACAGUUCCCUGCAUGACAAAAUAAACAAAUCUCAGCAAGCGAUGAACGGCUUGGGAGAGAUACAAUUGCAGAAUUUGUCUCUGGAAAUGUAUCCUUUGUACUCUACUGUUUCCGAAUCUGAAAAGGCUCCGGAUGACUUGCUUUCUGAAGUGAACAAACUAACACGCCUCAUAAAUGUACAAGGCAAAAAGUCUGCUUUUUAUUACGGUCGGCGAGGAGCUUUGCGUAGAAAAUUAGCACAACUGAAAUUAGCCAUGGAAGAUUUAAAUCAAGCAAUUAAAUUAGAACCAAUGCUGCUUAAUGCUUAUUGGCACAGACACUUAAUUUACCUUCUACAGAUGAAAACAUCUGAAGCACUGGAUGAUCUAAACUAUAUACUUAAGCACAAUAAGAAUCACGCAGAUGCUUACACAUCAAAGGGCGAUAUUUACAGAGAUAAAGGGGACAUUACAAUGGCAAUCAUAAAUUAUUCUCAAGGACUCAAAUGCAGACCUGAUGAAGACAUUUACUUUCGAAGAGCUCAGUUGUAUGAGGCUAGUAAUGAUCUGCUUAUGGCUAUGGAAGAUUAUCGCAUGGCUUUUACUUUGAAUCCCAAAAGAACAGAUGCUCUGAUGAAACAUGGCCUAUAUUAUUUUGAUACUUCCAACUGGCCAACAGCAAUUAAAGACUUUACAGCAGUAAUUAAAGAUGAGCCUAACAAUGCUCAAGCAAGGGAUUAUCGUGGACAAGCAUAUGCUAAGCAAGGACUGUUCAGAGAGGCUAUUGUGGAUCUGUCUGUUGCAAUACAUUUGGAACCUAACAACUGGAUGGAUUUCUAUCAUAGAGCUUGCCUGCUACGAAAGGUUCACCCGUAUAAAGCUUUACAGGACUUCAGUGUUUCAGUGCUUAUCAAUAAUGAGGUUGAGAAUUUGAAUUCGUUUUUACAUCGUGGAAUUUUGUACACUGAGCUCAACCAGUGGCCUGCAGCUAUAUGGGACUUUGAAUGGGUAAUCAAGCUCGACAGAGCGGUUUCUUUAGCUCACAUAAACCUUGGGCUUAUUUUCCUCUUAAAAAUGGAUCACUAUUAUGAAGCCAUCCACAGAUUUACAGAUGCCUUAAAGGUUGAGCCAACCUCCACAAAAGCAUAUGUGUGUCGGGCAGAGGCAUAUCGUAAGGUACAUAAUCUUGGAAAAGCUUUGAAAGAUAUAACAUGUGCCAUCCAUCUCCAACCUCAAACACAAAACCUAUACCUGAUAAGAGGUCAAUAUCUACUCCAAAUGAAAAAACUUGAUCUUGCAAGCUUCUAUAUCCAAUAUGCUGCUGAAAUCAAUCAAGGCACAGCCCGUGACUCAUCACCAACUCAACAAGCUACAGUACAAUCCUUUUUAAAAAAUUAUGAUAGAGCUAUAGAUAAUCUGAAAGAACUUGAAAAAUCGUCCCCAUUGUUAACCUUACUUGGACAAACUCAAAUGAAAGCUGGAAGGCAUCAGGAAGCCCUGAUUAGCUUUCAAGAAGCUUUGGAUAUGGCAAUUGAAAGAUCUGAACUGGAAUUGACAAGCGAUCCAUCAGAAUUUGCAGGUUUAUAUUAUCUCAUGGGUUGCUGCAAUGUUAAGCUGAAUAAACUGAUCGAGGCAAUAGAUUCGUUUAAUAAAGCACUGAAAAUGCACUCAAAUUUUGCUAACGCAUAUUAUCAGCGUGGAUUGUGCAGAAUGAAGCUUCGUGAAAUAAAUUCUAUCUACGACUUUCACAGAGCACUUGCAAUCGACCCUCAACUCUUUGAGGCCUACCUAAGCCGAGCUGUGUACUAUGCAAUGCAGCAGCGCUAUCUUAAGGCCAUUCUAAGCUGUAAUGAAGCACUGAAGCUGCAACCCCAGAGUGCAAGAGCCUUUCUUUGUAGAGGAGCACUGAAAUAUCAUGCUAAGUUAUAUCACUUGGCAAUUGAUGACACAACUGCUGCAAUAAACAUUGAUGAGACCUGCAUCUUGGGUUACUUUAACAGGGCUGUCAGUUAUCAACAAGCAAAUGAUCUUCAAAAGGCACUGAAAGAUUAUGGGAUAAUCCAGCUACUUGGGUGCAAAAAUAAAUUAAAUCUGAAGGCAUUAAUUAAUCGUGGUCUACUGUAUCUGAGCAUGGAAGAUUACUUCAAUGCAUCGCAGGAUUUUAAAGCAGCAAUUGUGGAAGAUCCUAAAAAUCCCAGCAUACAUCAUGCGAUGGCAAUCAGCUAUCAUAAGCUCCACUAUUUAGAAGAAGCUGUGAACUGUUUCACCCAAGCUGUGAAAUUGGACCCAUUUUUUGCGGAUGCAUAUAAUGGACGUGGAAAUGUAUAUAUGGAUAGUGGUCACCCAGCUGGAAUAAAGCAAGCACAGAAAGAUUUUGUUCGAGCACUUCAUUUAAAUCCGAGAUGUGUGAAAGCCAGAAUCAAUCUGGGAUACAAUUUACAGGUACUGGGAGCAUUUCAGAAAGCCUGGUAUCACUUUACAAUUACAGCUGAUAUUGACCCAAACUUCGAGGAUGCAUAUGAAGGUCGGGCAAUCGUUAGUCUUCAAAUGAACAACACACUUGGAGCAUUACACGACAUGAAUGCUGCAUUGGGGAUCGCCAAAUCAGCAAAGUUGUUUACAAAUCGUGGUGUGAUUAACCAGUUUAUGGGAGACCUACCUGAUGCUAUGAGAGACUAUAAAAGAGCAAUAGCUCUCGACCCCACCUAUUCACUGGCUUAUCUCAACCAGGCCAAUCUUUACCUCUACAACAGCCAAUUUCAACAGGCCCAUGAUCAGUACACCAAGGCAAUCGAUCUGCAACCAAGAGAUGAAUCUGCUUUGCUGAAUCGAGCAAUUUGUCGUGUUAUGCUUAAGCUUGUCAAAGAGGCACUGGAGGACUUUGAGGAAGCUAUUAAACUUAGUCCUUACUCAGCUCACAUAUACUUUAACAGAGCAAACCUCUUUGCCACUCUAAAGCAGUACCAGGAUGCUGAAAAAGAUUAUUCACAAGCACUAUUGCUAAUGCCAGACGAUGCUCUAUUUUACAAACUCCGCGCGGAUGUCCGUGGCCAUUUGGGUUUGACUGACCAAGCUAUAACUGAUUACAAAAUUGCUAUCAGCAUCCAAGAAGAUAAGUAAGCUGGAUAUCUGCUUUUGUGAGUGACUCUUAGAUUAAAGAUUUAUAAAAACUUUGAAUCAAAAUGAACCACAUUUUAACUUUUUUUUUGUACAAAUGUCUUAGUUCUGCCAAUAUAUUAAAAAUGAAUUUAACAUUAUUCAAUGCAACAUGGUCUUAUUUUAUCACUCCAAUAUUUGCAAUUAUCAUCCUUGUUAGAAAGAUUACAUAACAUGUAAUGUGUUCCUAAAAUACUUAAAUACAAAAUAAUUUUAUUCUAUCGUGUAGUUUCAUGUUCUCUCUUAUUUUCUUCCUUGGUACAAGAUAUGUGACCAAUAAAAGAAUUUAAAAGAAUGUUUUCAAUAUUGAUGUCAAAUCCUAAAAUGCAAAUAAUUCUAUUUAAAUUGAAAAA